Messenger RNA from Miscanthus lutarioriparius, 474 nucleotides. The record is from the annotation of a GenBank genome assembly. NCBI's taxonomy places the organism in Eukaryota, Viridiplantae, Streptophyta, Magnoliopsida, Poales, Poaceae.
AUGGCAACACCGCCGCAAGUCAGCCCAUGCCCAUUCCCAGCUCAACCUCCGGCGACAGCCUCGCCCGAGGUCGACGCCGCCGCGGGGGAGUUGGAGUCCGCCGACGAGCGGCGCCUCCGGCGGAGGAUCUCGAACCGGGAGUCGGCGCGGCGGUCCCGCGCGCGGAAGCAGCGCCGCCUCGACGAGCUCCGCGACACCGCCGAGCUCCUGGAGCGCAGGAAGCGCGAGCUGGCGGCCGGCGCGCAGGCCGCUCGCGAAUGCCUGGCCCUCGCCCUGCUCGCCAACGCAGGGCUGCGGGCCGAGGUCGCCGCGCUGUCCAGCCGCCUCGCGGCCGCGGGCCGCGCGCUCGACCUCGGUCGCCUGUACGACGCCGCGGCCGACGUCGCCACCGGCAGCGUCUGGCACGUGGACAUUGAGCAGACGAUCGCCUCGCUGAUCGCGUGGCGCGAGGAAUCGAUGCAGGCAUGCAGGUAG